AUGACUUUUGUUUUUGGGUUGUUUGCACCAGCAGGACCAGGUACAAUCUGGAAGAAAAGAAGUCCUGAAGAUGACACGGAAGUGCAAGCCUAUCACAUGUUGAUGACAGACAGCAUGAGAGACAUGGUUCCUAGGUUUUACCGUGAUGUGGAGUAUGAAGGAGAGAAUUUUAUAGAAAUGGAAGAUCUGCUAUACAAUUUUCGAGACCCCGCAAUAAUGGAUAUCAAAAUGGGAACAAGAACCUUUCUUGAAACUGAAGUACAAAACAGCAAAGCAAGAACAGACUUGUAUGAGAAAAUGAUCAAAGUAGACCCAAAUUCUCCGUCUUUGGAAGAACGAGAAGCAGGUGCUGUAACAAAGCUAAGAUACAUGCAGUUCCGAGAAGCUCUUAGUUCCUCUUCAAAUUUGGGCUUUAGGAUAGAAGGCUUUAAGGCUGAAGGCAAAGCUCCUAUGAAGAACCUGAAAUCAGUAAAAACAGAAGAAGAAGUCAAGAACAUUUUUAUCAUGUUUUUUGGAGAGAACCUAGUGCUUUAUGAGAUGAUCCUAGAAAGGCUUAAGUUGCUAAGAUCAAAGUUUGAAAAGUCUCCCUUCUUUCAAACUCAUGAGGUGAUAGGCAGCAGUUUGUUAAUAAUCCAUGAUGGAAGAAAAACUAAUGCUUGGAUGAUUGACUUUGCCAAAACCAAACCUGUCCCCAGAGGCUUUUGUAUAGGUCAUUUUAGUCAGUGGGUUCUUGGAAAUCAUGAAGAUGGUUACCUGUUUGGUCUCAAUAACCUUAUAUCUAUUUUGGAAACCAUUACUGCCAGUAGGUGUUCGUCAACCUGACUUGCAGCUUCUAACAGAAAUGACCGUCCCAGUCUUGGACUAUAAAACCUGCUAAUCAGGAAACCAUGCGGAUAUUAGCUAGCAUGUACAGCUACAGUCAGUGAUGCUGUUCAAGCAAGUUGGCAGUUUGUAAAUACAGAAGUUGGUUGUCAAGGGUGUGGGCCAAUAUUUUCUGCAGUUAGAGGUAUACUGUAUUCAAGUAUGGGAUGUUGGAUGAAUAAAAACAAGCAAACAUUAAUACCAAUUUCGUUUAUAUUAUUGGAUAUUUGUUAUGGUAUACAGAUUAUGGUAGGUCAUGAAUUAAAGUUGAAGUUAGUGAAUUUAGCAGCAAUUGAUGGGAUAUUUUCUGAAGAGCAGCUUGGUUAGAGGAAGAAACAUGCACAUUUUGUGGUUUUUGUGAUUAUUGUAUUACUUUAAAAAAAUUGUUAAAUACUUUCUCGGUGUAUUUUUAUUCGUAGUACAUUGCUGUAUUGUUUACUAACGUCAUUAUUUUAAUAUAUUUAUCCGUAGUCAUCUUUAAUGAACUACUUGAAAAUUCAAAUCUGACUUUACAAAUCAGUAGUGAUCUUAAAAAAAAUAAUUAAUAAUAGGUUAGUGUGUUUUGAUCACUGAAUAUUACAACCAUUUUAAGAGUCCUGUUUUUCUUAACUAAAUUGUUAGUCAAAUAUCACAAAACAUACUUCGUACUUAAGGUACCUUUUUAGAGUGUUUUAGCUACCUCAAAACCAAACAUACUUAUUUAUGUGUCAUUUUUCCUGCACACCCUAGCGUGUUGGUAAAUUUUUUUGUGAUUUCCUUCUUUUUAAGAGCAUUUCUAAAAAAGAAAAAGGUGUUUAGGACUAGACUUUUCAUGAAAGAUAAACUGUUAAUCAAUAUGGUAAUUGCUAUUAGUUAUUAUUAGCAUAGCAUAAUAACUAUUAAUAGUUGAUCUGUAGAAUAAUUGCAACAUUACAAUUUUGAGAAUUUUGUAAGGACCAUGCCGAAUAUAUAAAGUGUAUUUUCUGAGUCCAUGGAAUUUGUAUUUAAAAAAAAAAAUGGGGGACACUUGAAAAAUAUAAUGUGUAAAUGGUGUGUUAUUAUAUAACUAAACAAAAUUAAAUGUUCACCUUCCAUUUUUUCAGAGUAGGAUUAUAAUGAUUAAAGUAGUGAUACUCGAUCUAUCUAUAAAAUAAAUUAUGAAGAAGAACACUCAAUUGUUACUUUAUUCCAUAAUGUCACUGCUGGCUUUGGAGCUAGAUGCUAAACCUACAAAAACAUAAACGCUUUCAAAUGUUGUGUAAAAUAGCAACAAAUGAUAUUGUUAAAAAUCUGCCUAGAUUUUGUUUAGAGCAUAACUAAUGGUCUCUAUAAAUUCAUUAAUAAUGACAAACAUCAAUAAACACGCAAACUGGUGAUGUUAUGUAAUGGAAUUGUUGUUUUUAGUUCUUUAAACACAAUGUAUGUUAUGUAUAUGUGAUGUUGGACAUUAGGCUUAUAACUGUUACAAUUAUAUUAACUGGAAAAAAGUAACAUUUUUAUUGUAAGCCAAGGAAAUAGUUUUGCAUGAGAAUAUAGAGUAUUUGAAGACUUUUGUAAUUAUUUAGUAGGAUUAAAUUACAGUUUUGGUAUCAUUUGAUAUAUGAAAUAGGAGAUUUGUUGUUUUUUCUACUUAAAAUUAUGAUGUUUGUGUUGAAGCAACUUGCACUUGUUGAAUAUGAAUAUUCAAUGACAUAUUUUUCUCUAGUAUUUGUUUCUGACCUAUAAUUUUGUUUGUUGUACAGCGCAAAGCUAAACGAUUGUGUUGUUCCCACUGUGCGCUCUGAAACCCGACUUGUAGCAUUAUACGCUAUCAAACUUACUGCUAAGCCAUCAGGGUACCUGAUCACUAAUAUUCAUACCUCAUGUGGCACACAAAAUACCUAGGAAAGAUAUGCAAGCUAUAGAACAGAACUGAAUUAUACGAAUGAUAUAAAGUACCAAAUUGAUAAGGAAAGUAGCUAAGGUGGUGACAUUGCCAGCAUCCCGUGACUUAUUGCUUUUACAGUCACGAUUUGGAAUUGUUUUGUUUUGUUGCAGUUGUGGCAUACUCAAAUCUAGUGUGAUACAUGUUGAUUCCAGUGUUUAUUAUAUACAAGUUCAUAAAAAAAAACAUUAAAAAAAAGAUGGAAGUGUGAAUAAACAGGCACUUGACAAUAACAGGACUAAUAUCAGUGUUCUUAAGCCUAGCAGUGGUACUACAUAGGUUGGGUAUACUUGGAGGGGUAAAGGUCAAAAAGGUUAGGAACCAGUUCAAGCAUGCCUUUUAAUAGCCCAAUAUAAUUAUGUUCAUGAACAAAGUCUUAAUUAAUUUAAAAUAUUAUUCUUUAAGGGUUGUCUUCCAGCAGUUUAUUGGAUGAGUGUUGUACUUUUUUGUUAGUGUUAUUAUAUCAUAAAUAACUUAAAAGUAGUAAGAUGUAAGUUCUAAAAAUACAUUUCUAUUUCAUGUAAUUGUUAGUAAUGGCUAGUCUUCAUACUUGCAAAAUCCCCCACAAAUAGUAGAGUAUAUUUGUAACACCACUUGCUAAAAUAUUAAACAUUAAAAUAACGAAUGUAUCUUAACUGUCAGUCGGAUUCCGUUUACUGUAAAACAAAGAUAUCACUUGUCAUUUCUUCUGCUUUAGGUUGACUUCCAGUUAUAUUUGGUCUUGGCUUAGUGUGCCCUGAUAUUUCUGUAAUUUUUAUUGUUUGUGCGAUAAUUUUUUUUCCACAUGAUGAUAGCUAUGAGAUGAAGUUUCAGAAUUGUUGUUUAAUUAAUGUCAUUUUAAGUGCAAGUACUGAUUUAGAGUAAGUAGUUUUCUGUGGACUUUAUUGUUAUUAACUCACUCAUGGACCGAAAAAAAAGUUUUAACCCCUUAGACAUCAACACAACAAAAGUGAAUGAAAUACCUCAGCAUUUACAGAUUAAAACCUACUUAGCUACAGUAUUCAUUAUUUGAUGCUUAACUUUUGAAAGAUACACACUAGAGCUGUAGAAGACUAGGAGUGCCUGAAUAGUUUAUUCUUAAUAAUGUGUACUUGUAUUUCAGAUUUCUAUUUCAGUGUAUAUACUGUGUAUUGUAUUUAUUACACUGUAAUAAUAAACAUUUUCAUGUA
Molecule: messenger RNA, 3933 nt
Organism: Limulus polyphemus (Atlantic horseshoe crab)
Lineage: Eukaryota; Metazoa; Arthropoda; Merostomata; Xiphosura; Limulidae
Product: inositol-trisphosphate 3-kinase homolog
Exons: 8
Coding region: 1-822 (273 amino acids)
Biological process (GO): inositol phosphate biosynthetic process
Cellular component (GO): nucleus; cytoplasm
Molecular function (GO): inositol tetrakisphosphate kinase activity; inositol-1,4,5-trisphosphate 3-kinase activity
Source: RefSeq, a predicted model, not a curated record